UUUUCAUUCAACCAUGUAGAGCCCAUGAAGCACAAGACAGUAAAGCUUCUUACUCAUACCACCAGGACGAUCUCUUUGAAAGAUUUACUAUAGGACUACCAGAGACACAAAUUUUCUGAAGCAUGAUGUGUUGAAACAACAGAAGGCUACUGCUUACGCUAGCUACAAACAGACUUAAGAUGUUUUCAAUUCUUUGAGCCUCGGGAAGCCAGGGGAGUGAGUUGAAAAUCUGAAGAUGCGGCCAUGGACUGGUUCCUGGCGUUGGAUUAUGCUCAUUCUUUUUGCCUGGGGGACCUUGCUGUUUUAUAUAGGUGGUCACUUGGUACGAGAUAAUGACCACCCUGAUCACUCUAGCCGAGAACUGUCCAAGAUUCUGGCGAAGCUUGAACGCUUAAAACAGCAAAAUGAAGAUUUGAGGCGAAUGGCUGAAUCUCUCCGGAUACCAGAAGGCCCCAUUGAUCAGGGGCCAGCCUCAGGAAGGGUUCGUGCUUUAGAAGAGCAGCUUUUGAAGGCCAAAGAACAGAUUGAAAAUUAUAAGAAACAAACUAGAAAUGGUCUGGGGAAGGAUCAUGAAAUCCUAAGGAGGAGGAUUGAAAAUGGAGCUAAAGAGCUAUGGUUUUUUCUACAAAGUGAAUUGAAGAAAUUAAAGAAUUUAGAAGGAAAUGAACUCCAAAGUCAUGCAGAUGAAUUUCUGUCAGAUUUGGGACAUCGUGAAAGGUCUAUAAUGACGGAUCUAUACUACCUCAGUCAAACAGAUGGAGCGGGUGAUUGGCGGGAAAAAGAGGCCAAAGAUCUGACAGAGCUGGUCCAGCGGAGAAUAACAUAUCUUCAGAACCCCAAGGACUGCAGCAAAGCCAAGAAGCUAGUAUGUAAUAUCAACAAAGGCUGUGGCUAUGGCUGUCAACUCCAUCAUGUGGUCUACUGCUUCAUGAUUGCAUACGGCACUCAGCGAACACUCAUCUUGGAAUCUCAGAAUUGGCGCUAUGCUACUGGUGGAUGGGAAACUGUGUUUAGACCUGUAAGUGAGACCUGCACAGACAGAUCUGGCACCUCCACUGGACACUGGUCAGGUGAAGUAAAGGACAAAAACGUUCAGGUGGUUGAGCUCCCCAUUGUAGACAGUCUUCAUCCUCGUCCACCAUAUUUACCCCUGGCGGUACCAGAAGACCUUGCAGAUCGGCUUGUACGUGUCCAUGGUGACCCUGCAGUGUGGUGGGUGUCCCAGUUUGUCAAAUAUUUAAUCCGCCCACAACCGUGGCUAGAAAAAGAAAUUGAAGAGACUACUAAGAAGCUUGGCUUCAAACAUCCAGUUAUUGGAGUACACGUCAGACGUACAGACAAAGUGGGAACAGAAGCAGCCUUCCAUCCCAUCGAGGAAUACAUGGUACAUGUUGAAGAACAUUUUCAGCUUCUCUCUCGCAGAAUGCAAGUGGAUAAAAGAAGAGUAUAUUUGGCCACGGAUGACCCUUCUUUAUUAAAGGAGGCAAAAACAAAGUACCCUACUUACGAAUUUAUUAGUGAUAACUCUAUCUCUUGGUCAGCUGGACUACACAAUCGAUACACAGAAAAUUCGCUUCGGGGUGUGAUCCUGGAUAUACACUUUCUUUCCCAGGCAGACUUCCUAGUGUGUACUUUUUCAUCCCAG
Hyaena hyaena (striped hyena) is the source of this 1645-nucleotide messenger RNA. It is a transcript of the gene FUT8, whose product is annotated as fucosyltransferase 8. The transcript is spliced from 9 exons. The annotation marks the transcript as partial. Lineage: Eukaryota; Metazoa; Chordata; Mammalia; Carnivora; Hyaenidae. The record is from RefSeq and is a predicted model, not a curated record. Gene Ontology annotation, molecular function: alpha-(1->6)-fucosyltransferase activity. Gene Ontology annotation, biological process: protein N-linked glycosylation.